CAGGAACUUCGUCAAAGAAGCUGUCCGGCUGAGUGGAGAAUUCGUGACAGAUGGCUUUACCGGAAUGGGAAGCAGAAGGCUUUAUCUGGAACGAGGAUUAUUCGCUCUCUCUGGAGGAGUUUACGUUUCGUGAUGUGAGCAAAACUCUUGCGGGAUGCGAUGCAAAUGGGGAAAAGCGCACAGUUAGAAGAGCGAGCGAUUCUGCGAUGUUGGACAAUAGGUGCAACUAUGGUCGUAAAAAUAAAAGAAAAGCUCGGAAAAAGGGUAACAAGCUGAAAAGGCCGGAACGUAUGGAGAAGUUCAAUGAUGAGGCAAACGAUGAGGUCCGUCCAGUCAAAGAGGUUAACAAGCUGGAAAAGCCAGAACAUAAUGGGAGGUUCAGUGACGAGCCGAAUGAUGAGGUCCAUCCCGUCAAAGAGGUUUCUCGUGAGACUCAAUUCGAUGAAUCGUUGAAGCUUGAAAACGUGGGCAAAAUCGAUGAGCAAAAUUGCAAACGACAGCGAUUCAGGAAGUGGAAGCAGCGACGAUUCGAAAAGGGGUCUAGGAGGCUUGAAGAUAACAAUGGACCUUCAUCUUCCUGGACAAAGCCUCAGGUUAACAGGACCGCUGAUAAGUAUCAUAGUCAAAAGGACAAAAACAGCAGCCAGUUUGUUGACAAGGCCGUCAUGGGUGAAGGCGUACAAGAUGCCUCACAGGAUCAGAUUUUCUUCUCUAUAUUUAAUGGAGUAGUUGAAGAAGCACCCAUGAGACCGAUUUGUGAGGAAAAGGGUGAUGGUCAGAUGCUCCAGACAAGGUCCUUGUCUUUCGAAUCAAAGCCACUACUUGAUGUAGAAGACAAGCACGUAUGCGCUACCAAACCUUGCAUCUCUGAGAAGGAUGUCCGAAGGCGUGAUACCGAAGGCAACUGCACACGUUCUCAAACGGCGAAGUUUUCACCGAGUAGAGCAUCAGGUGUAGCAGUCAUAAAGAAACUCCUUGAACUUUCCAUUCGGGAAAGCUGUAAUCCGCCAAAACAGAAAUCAUUGAGAAAGAAAUUCCGCGAUCGAAAAGGAAGGCGAAAUAAUGACGAGGAGAAAAUCAUGCAUAAUAUAACUUCUACAACAGCAGCAGAUCUUGAUUCUAUUGAUGCAAGUCAUUUACCAAGGGAAGAGAAGAUUAACACAGCUGUGUCUUCGAGUAAAUCUCCUGAAGGUGAAGAUGUCAAAGCUGCGUCUGCAGAUGCAGCGUUGAUGCCAGCAAAUCUAAUCACUGAAAGUGACGAUACAGUAAAACCUAAUGUUUUGCCUGAUAUUUUACUGCCACCUGAAGUCGAAGACUCGCACCAUGCUCAUGCUGUCACUGAAAAAGAGACUGACUGCUCGGAAGAGGAUGUGCGCGUUUUUAUGGAGAGCUCAAUGCUUUUUGAGCAUGAUCCACGAAUUAAUCGUGUACUUCGUGUUAUGGCUGAUUUCUUGCAUCCCGAUGGAAGAGGCUUGCAAGGUUUACUCGGUCUCAAUCUCAGUGAUUUUUACCGUCUCUGCUCCUUCUACAGCCAUUCAAAGUUUGAAACUUUGAGUGAACUGGAUUUUUCGAAAGCUGACCCAAAGCAUGUGAAAUCUUUCCUUGAGAAAAUAUUUUGGCUAUGUCGGUCUCUCAUGGUAGGAAUGCUAGCAAAAAGCGCGCUUCUUGCUGAAGACCACUUAGAUUUCAACCACUUGGAUCUCGAUCUUUGCACUUCUGAAGAAAUCAGCGAGCGCAAAGAAAUCGAAAUGCUGUUAGGCUUAGUCCAAGAUCUCCGAGAUAUAUCUGCCAUUCAGUCUAUCGAUGAUGCCGGUUAUUUCACGCAAUUCGAACAAAUCAGAGACGUUGUUGGCGCUUUUGAUUGUCGAGAUAGGCGAAAAUUGAUUCAGCUUGGUGUGGUGGACACCGCAGAAAGAGUAAGCGAGCGUAUUGCUCUCGGGAUGAAUGUAUCGGCUGAUGAAGUGAUGGAACUGUUGCGCGACUCGAUAAGUUCUAACUUUGGCGAGUACACAUGGCUUGUGGAAAGUCAUCCAGAUUUGAUAAGCACCAUGAAUCAUUUUGACUGCAUUAUGGACAGUAUCCCAUCAAUGGCGCGCUGUAUCGACAUCCGUCCAUUACGCUCCACUUUGUCGUUUGUACCCCGUUUUCUCUGCAAGCUCAGCAAUGCAGACCGCGACAGCUGUGUGGCUAAGUAUGUUGGUAAGUACCAAAUAAAGGAGGCUGGCCAAAGCUGGCUGCAGUUGAUUCGAGAUGCAGAGGAUGCGCAGCAGCUCUCUCUCCAAAUCACUACACAAAUUCUUUUUUCUUCUGUUGAUUGUGGAGGUGAAGAGUUUCUUGGGGCUCUAUUAGAGGAUCUUCCACUACAAAAAAAGACAACGGCAAUCCAGAGCAUCAGCUACAUGCCUGAUGCGCUUCGCGCUGCACUUAUUCCAACUGAUGUCCUCACCAAGUGCGGCUUAUAUCAUGCUGUACAACGAAUGGCUGAAGAGAUGCCACUUACUCGAUUCAAAAGUGACGCUGUACCCCUUAUUGAACAACUCUGCAGUUUUUCCACGCUUUCUCCAUCUCGUCUUUUAUCUAAUACGUUUUUUCCCUUGAUGUCUACCUCAUCUAAGGCAAAGGCUGUUGUUGCAAUCGCGUCGCUGGUACAUCACAAAUGCUUCAAAAGUGAAACUGCUGCAGGCACAGGACUGUCAGCCGCUGAUUUGCUGAAAUUCGCUCUGCAUUACUACGAACCAACUUGUGACUCUGUGAGCACUAGUAGAUAUGCAUUUAUUGAGACUGUUUUCCGAGCAGUCAAUACGAUCUUGAGGGAAAAUGAAGACGUACAUGUUGACUUUAGUGCCGUUUUUGCACAUUUUGAGGCCAUCAAGUGGUACCAUAAGUUCGUCAUUCUCAAGUUCUUCUUCGAUACUUCCGUAUGGUCAAAUGUAACGUUUGAGUAUCCUUGGACUGAUAAGGCGAAGGAUGAUGUCGAGUUAUUUUGUGAGAUACCAUGUAUAUUGACGGCUUGGCCAGGCGACAACUCCAGUCUGUUUGAGAGCUUCAUAUGUGAAAACUUCCAGUCAGAGGAUGCUGAAGUAAUCUCGCGCUCACUACUCCUGGCGUUCGAUCGUGGUCCUGGAGGAAAUAGUGAUAGCUUUCAUCUUUUUGCGCGAGUGGUCGAGAAGCUGUCUGUUGACGCUCGUGAUUGGGAAAGGUUCCUUUCGGAGGAGGAAUACAAGUUUCAAAGCGUUUCGUUUGCGCAAGUUUUCGACUGCACUGGCAUAUCUUUCGGCUUCUUUGACGAUGAGGAUGUACCAAGCAAUCCGCAGAUUGUACGAAAUGCUGAUGUGGAGACAAAAACUGACUUGUGUGUAUACUGCAAUGCUUUUAUAAGCGAUUCCAAGGCGCAGUGCCAGUUUGCCACUUCGCACUUACUUGACGACUAUGUAUUUACUGCAGAGGAGAAGACUGACGAAUCCGAAACUCGGCCUUUCAGUUCGAUUAGUAAAUCCACUGUCACUGGUUCACAAACGGAACAGUGCGAUCAUUUUGAAAAUGUGGAAAUUAUUAAAGAAAGAUCCGUUGUCAGUUCCAAUUCUGACGUUGAUAAGUUGCUGGAUGAAAUCAUAGAUAAGGUUGCGGACAUGUGUCCUGCACCAUAUCUGGAACGAGUAUCUUCCAAAAUCUGCCAGCUAUCUGGAUCGAAUGAUAAUUAUGUCACAUCUGUCAGUGGGGAAGGCGAUGCUGAAUACUCUAAAUGUAUCAUCGAAAAUGGUGCUGCUGCAUUGUCAGACCUUCUUCCGUCACAAAUAGGUACUAGUGUAAACGAGAACGCUAAGGACAACUCCAUAUGGACUAUGGAAAGAUCAUGUUUGUCUUUUGAUUGGGAGCAGAGUGAAGGGCCAAAAAAGGAUGAGAUUCUAUUGGACCUGCGCACAUUUACAUGGGCUCUGGACAUAAUAGAAGAAUGGGAAUAUUGCCCUAAAUCACUGAAAGAUAAAGUAUUGCUGCUAGCGCUUGAAUCGCGUUGCGAAGUGAUCAGAAAACGUGCCCGUCUACUAAAAGAAAUCGACAUUGACUGUUGACUUUUUCAUUCACAUGAUCUGUUACUACGAUAUCCACAAUGGUUAUACCUCGGAUUCCUAUCCUGCUUCACAAAGGCUUCGCAUGUUACUAAUUCGCAUAAAUAUUCUCAUUUCAAGAAAUCAC
Molecule: messenger RNA, 4194 nt
Organism: Cylicocyclus nassatus
Lineage: Eukaryota; Metazoa; Nematoda; Chromadorea; Rhabditida; Strongylidae
Source: the annotation of a GenBank genome assembly